CACAAACGUCCGAGGAGCACCUGAAUGCAGCACAGCGGUUGGUUCUGUUCUGACAGGAGCUGGCGGUUGAUGUCGGGGUGGUUGACAACAAGCUAACAUCCCAGCAUGGAGAGCUCUACAGAGGCGGCUGCCACCAGCCCCACAGCACGCACCUUCUCCCAGGUGGUGUUCACCGACACCCCUCACUCAUACCCACCCUCCACCCCCGUCACCUGCUGCUACACCCUCACUGAUGCCUUCCAGCCAAACCCGAGGGACUGGGUGGGCAUUUUUAAGGUAGGGUGGAGCACAACAAAGGAUUAUCAUACCUUUGUGUGGGUGGAGCCAUGUCUGGAUGUGGUAGGGAAAGAGUCUGCAACUAGGCAAGCUUUUUUUAAAGAUUACUACCUGCCUAAGGAUGAGAUCGAGUUCUAUCAGUUCUGCUACGUUGACUUUACUGGGCAAGUGCGGGGAGCCAGCACUCCGUUCUGUUUCAAAAACACGGUGGAACAAAGCAUCGAAAGCAGCCCAGAUGAUGACCUCAUGGUCAUUACAACACAGGAGCAGGUCGAAAAGAGCGUACGUGAGAAAGCUGAACUGCAGAAGAAGCUGGAUCAGAUAAGGAAGGAAAAUGAAACCUUAAAAAGUGAUCUACAGAAGGAACAGCAAGAAGCUGCCAGCUGCAAGGGGCAGAAUGAACAGAAAGACAAAGAAAUGAGUCAAUUGGUCAAGGAAAUGGAUAAAAUGAAAGAACAACAUGAAAACUUAAAAAGCCUGUUACAGCAACAAGUGAAAGAAACAGACAACUUAAAGGAGGAGAUGUUGACCCAGAAGAUAAAGCAGAUGGAGAUGCAGCAACCCGAUGCUACUCAGCAGAAAACACUGAGUCAAAGCUUGAGUUUAGACGGAGCAUCAAGACCAAAUGAGGAGAAAUACGACCGAGCUGUGAUGAAGAUCAACCAGCUCAAAGAGGAGCGUGAGGAGCUGAGGGGGAAGGUCGAGGCUCAAAGUGUGGAGAUGUCCACGCUAAAUUCCCAACUCAGAGAAAAAGAGAGAGAACUGCUCAAAAUGAAAGACAGCAUUCAGCUCCUUCAGGUUGACCUUCAGAGCGGUGAGAAAGACAAGGAGAGGCUCUCUGCAGAGCUGCAAAGGUUGCAAAGCAUCGCACACAACAUGGACGAUGUGAAGAGAGAGAACCAGGAGUUAUGUAGGAGGCUGUCGCAGCAGUUGACACUGCAGAACUGUCCAGAUGACGAUCUAAGAGUGCGGUGUCAGACUCUGGUCAGCCAGCUGCAGGACGCUCAGGAGAAACUGGCUACGGAGCGGGAGGAGAACAGAAACGUCAAGAGGCAGGCCGAGUUUCUGAAGGACGAGCUGCUGCAAACCAGGGAGCAUCUGGAGAAGAUGAUCUCAUCAAAUGACCAGGAACAACGGAAAUCUGGCAAACUAGAGCUACAGCUCAGAGAGGCAUGUAAAGCGAUCGCAGAUAAAGACACCAUCAUAGAAGAGAGAGAAAACAUGAUCCAGCUGGUGAGACACGAGAAAGAAGAGCUCGACAGAGAAAACCAGAAUCUCACCAGUGAUAUUGUCGAGCUGCGCAGAGUUUACGCUGAAGUCAGCGCAGCCCCCCCCGCCGACCCACCACACACGCAGCCUGACAACACACCUGCCAGCCGGGACUGGCAACAGCCGGCAACACCAGAACAGCCUGAGAACCUGUAUGAGAACAUCGAUAGCAUCAUUGCAGACCCAGAGGAAGAGCGGGCGCUGGUGUGUCGUCACUGCCAGGAGAGCUUCCCCUGCAUAACCCAAAACGAACUGGAGCAGCACGAGCAGAGCCACCGAGUGUGUCCCUUCUGCACCAUGAUCUGUGACAACAUGGAGCAGUCCGUGUUUGAGGAUCACGUCUACGGCCACGAGCUGUGAGACCCGCACGUGUGAUUCCUACAUCUGGAGAAUCAACGUCUUACAAGUUGAGGGGUCAUGUGGCAAAGGACCAUACUGAUAUUUUUGCACACGUUUACUGCAAACCACAUUACUUAACAUUACGGUUGCCCCAUUUUCCAAAGCAUACUGAAGGUUU
Etheostoma spectabile (orangethroat darter) is the source of this 2062-nucleotide messenger RNA. RefSeq names its product calcium binding and coiled-coil domain 2 (gene calcoco2). Lineage: Eukaryota; Metazoa; Chordata; Actinopteri; Perciformes; Percidae. The record is from RefSeq and is a predicted model, not a curated record. The transcript is spliced from 15 exons. Bases 106 to 1905 code for a protein of 599 amino acids.